Leguminivora glycinivorella is the source of this 4194-nucleotide messenger RNA. RefSeq lists its product as uncharacterized. The record is from RefSeq and is a predicted model, not a curated record. The transcript is spliced from 9 exons. Lineage: Eukaryota; Metazoa; Arthropoda; Insecta; Lepidoptera; Tortricidae. Gene Ontology annotation, molecular function: ubiquitin binding. Bases 157 to 3765 code for a protein of 1202 amino acids.
UGGUUUUGUGUUUCGUAAUAAACACGUUAUGUUUACAACUGGUAUUAAAAGGGAAAACAGAAUUAACGAUACGGACGUUUUAAUUAAAACAGAUGGCACAUUUAUAUUAGUCGUUCGGUAUAAAUGAAACAGUUGUUUUGAUUCAAUCCCUUUAAAAUGGAUCCUGAGGAUCAGAGUUCAGCUUUUACGAGCGUUGUGGACUCUGUGAUGAGUUUAUUCGGUGAAGUGAUGACCCGAGAUGCAGUCUGCGCAAUCGUGGAACACUGUGGUGGGGACUUGACUCAAGCCAUUGAUAUUAUUGUCAACAUGUCAGACGAUUCUUCUGCUGGCGAAUUAUCAAAUAAUGCACCAUCACCUAAUCAAACAGAAGUAUCUCCACACAAUAUUGCGAGAUAUCCAACUCUCCCACCAACCUCACAGAUUACUGGAACAACCAUUGAACCCCUCAUGAAUACCUCAGAAAGUUUAUCUGUGUCAAGAAACUCUCAAAUUGCCAACAUGCAGGUAUCACAGCCGAGACUAUCUUAUUCUGGAGCGUCACAAACCAAAGGAGCUUUCCCUAAACAGCUUCCUAAAAGAGCAAUUAACCCACAAAUAAGUAUAUGGACGCCACAAACAAAACAAAUCGUUGAAUACCACAAAAAAGGAAUUAAAAUUUUGAUUUUAAUGAGGGGCUUGCCUGGAAGCGGCAAGUCAUUCUUGGCAAGGGAACUAAUUGAAUAUAUGUGUCCAGACAUGAAUCAUAAAUCAUUCAUAUUUAGCACUGAUGAUUUUUUUAUGCAUAGGGGAAGAUAUGAAUUUCAAAAGCACAUGCUUCCAGAGGCACACUUUUGGAACCAAAACAGAGUUUAUGAAGCUAUGGGUCGUGAUGUGAGCCCUAUAAUCAUCGAUAAUACUAACGUUGAGAUACGGCACAUGGAGCCAUAUGUUAGGGCAGGGGUCCGGAAAAGUUACGUAAUAGAGGUUUUAGAACCGAAUACUCCAUGGGCUAAAAAAGUUGGACCUCUGGCUCGAAAAAAUUCCCAUGAUGUCAACAUUUCUACUCUAAAACGACUACUGGAUUCCUUCCAAGAAUGCCCAAAUGGUGCUUUCUUAAUACAACUUUUUGGACUAUCAUAUCCUGCCGGAAAAGCCCUUCCAAUAAUAAAGAACAUUCCACCCCUUUUUGGACAAGAUCAACAUGGUGCUGCAUCGUCAAUUCAGACCCGUCAGUUCCAGGCCUAUUCAGCAACAAGUCAGCCAGGAAAUGCAUUUGGAUUGAUGUCAAAUUUUCAAAAUGCUGAGAAGACCAACGAAAUACUACAGGAACUUUCUACUACAGGCCACAACAAUGCAGAUAGUGCUUCAAAUAAUGCAUGUGAGACGCAACAACGAUCACAUGAAGAACGUAUAAUAAAAACUCGUAUAGAAAUUGAACAAGAAAAAUCUGGUGAUCGUGAUGCAACCAGUAAUGAUAAUGAAACAGGUCAUAAUGACAAUGAUCCAAUUCAUAAAGUUGAGUUUGUCAAACUUGAAGAUGUGAAAAAACAGUUAGAGGAAAUUGAAAAACUGGAAGAAGAAUGGGAAAAUGGAGAUGCAUGGAACGAAGAAUCAAAAUCAACAGCAAAAUCUUUCACUGGAAAUGCUUCAGGGUUUGUUCCUAAACCACCUAGAAAUGCUGAACAUAAUUCUACAGGAAUAGAUAGAUUUUUGCCAACCAGUUCCCAUUAUAAUGAUUGGUCUAAGAUUUCAAUGUUUAUGCCAUCAUGGACUGAGUGUGAACCUACUAUUAGUAUACUGGACACACCAAAUAUUGAAGUACAGACAGCAACAAAAGGGACUAGUGUAGAAUUUGGAGACACUGAGGUUAAUAUUAAAAAUCUUAAGGUUCUUAUUGCUACACCUAGAGAUAUAAACUUUUACUACACGGGACUAAACGAAGAAAAGAUUCCUAAUAAACGAACGUUGGACAAAAGCAGUAUGACAAAUGAUCACGAUCACAUCGCAGUUGAAACCGUCAGGUGCAAAAAUGAAGAGAAACACUUUAUUGCAUUUAGGAAACUGUUCAAGAAUAUAUCUAAAGUGGAAUUGAGAGACAUAUUUGACAAAUGUGUAGGCGAUGUAAACUGGGCUGUCGACAUUGUUCUAGACGGCAUGGCUAAUAAUCAACUGCACACCAGUACUGGGGACAUUUCGGAUACAGAAGAUGUUGACGACGAACAGUGUGACUGUCUAGCAGCAUACAACAUAAUACCAAACGUUAAUACGCAGCCGAAAGUAAAUACUCCCAUUCUUGAUCUAAGCCCGACGGAAGUGACUCCAGGAACAUCAGGUCCAAGUACACCGAAAUUGAAAAAAGAUAAAAAUCUUUCGGAAUCCUCUAUACAGUUAAAACGUCAAAUUGAGCAAAACGUUGUUAUAUCUGACAGUCAUUACUCUAACCACUGUUUGAAGAUCAGAAAAAUGCGACGGGGUGAAGUGGACGAUGAUCAAGGAGCACUUCAACAAGAGACAGAAGAUAAAGAAAGAGACAGUCCUAUAGCGUCAACAUCUACUGCCCCUGAACCGACAGCGGAUAAUUUGAGCGAUGACGACGAUUCUCAAACAGCUUCCAGUGAUGAUGGGGAAAGAGUAGUCAAUGUCGAUUUGGGAGCAGUCUUCAUUUCAGAGCUUGACAACAUGUUUGGGCGAAACGACAUGCUAUAUCCAGACAAUAUAAUGACCAGGGUAAACAUGCCAAUAUCCUUGCUGAAUGAAAUUAACGCUCUUUGGAUUGAGUCGUUUAUGUAUCAAUUAGACGAGCAGUCGCGCCAGUCGGAAAUAAUGCUGCGCCAAGACGAAGAAUUUGCGAGGCAGUUGGCUUUAAAAGAAGAACAAUUGGCCAAAGCGGGGGAAGAGCCCGCCGUUCCAGAUUUAAAAGACAUCAUGGACAUGGAACUAGCUCUGUCCAUUUACAAGAAGGAGAUAACUGCAGAAUGGCGCAAUAACGUGCCCAAUGAUUUAGCCGCUGUAAUGACGAGAGAGAAGUUGUACAAUUUGUUCCCUGACGUGAAUCCAGAAGUUCUCUCUGAACUUUUGAUGGCUCAUGACAAUAAUUUUCAAGCUACUGUUGAGGUAUUAUUAUCAUCAACAGGCAAUGCCAAAAUACUAGAAGAAGAAAAUGGCGUAACGAAGUUUAUAACAACAAAAGAACUGGAACGCCACGAAAAGCUGAUUGAGGAACAAAAGAAGGCGCUGUCAGAAGUUGAAUGGCCCUUGCUACCAAAAGAAGAUAAGGUCGACAUGAACACUGUACAGGAGUACCGAGCGAAAGCCAACGAACAUUUGGAGCAGCGAAAUCUGUCCCGACUGCGAGCAGAAAGCUACCUGGCCCGCAACAUGCCACACAUCGCCACGUAUUACUCCCAAGUAGCGGUGUUGCAUAAGAAGAAGUUCGACCAUGCCAACAGUUUGGCUGCUGCUUCCCUAAUGCAGGUCCACGCGGCCAGAAACACCGACAAAUCCACCAUAGACCUCCACUUCAUGCGCGUCUUAGAAGCCAGAGAGACGCUCGACCUAUUCCUAGACUCGCACAUUCGCAGACUGCGCGAGUGUGUGCGCGGCCCGCGCUGCCACACGCUGUUCUUCAUCACGGGCCGCGGCCUGCACAGCCCCGGCGGCCCCGUCAUCAAGCCCGCCACCAAGCGGCGGCUCAGGGAGAGGGGCAUCGCCUACACCGAACGCAAUCCAGGCCUUCUCACCUCACGAGUGUGCGCCGAAGACAAACUCACCCACGAGUUCCAAUAGUACCCACUCUCUCCGUGCCGGAGCCACGCAUGUCCGCUGCACCAAACAAUACUGCUACCAUCUUUCACGUACGUCUACAACCAUAUCGUUGGCGACCCCUGCCCCUUUGACAAAGGCUUUAUCCACAUAUCCGUCCUUCUACCCGGUUUUCUUUUAAACCACAAUCAGACUGUGUUCAACUAUUGGAAUAACCCGUCGUGUCUAAUAUGCACGACUGUUAUGCCGAUACCGGGCAGCUGGCACGCUUUGUCAUAUUCUUGGAUAGUUGAACGCAAUGGCGAUCCGUUUAUUGAGAAUCGGGGGCCGUGGAUGAUACCUCUAGUGAUGUGAAUACAGUUCGUCGACAGAAGACGAUUCGACUUCAGGUAAUAUUUUACCUAUAUUUAAAGUCAAAUACAGGUCGAACGCGAUUAAUUAACAUUAUUUUAC